Anoplophora glabripennis (Asian longhorned beetle) is the source of this 3252-nucleotide messenger RNA. RefSeq names its product WD repeat-containing protein 63 (gene mmm). Gene Ontology annotation, biological process: cilium movement involved in cell motility; inner dynein arm assembly. The record is from RefSeq and is a predicted model, not a curated record. Lineage: Eukaryota; Metazoa; Arthropoda; Insecta; Coleoptera; Cerambycidae. Gene Ontology annotation, molecular function: dynein light chain binding; dynein heavy chain binding. Gene Ontology annotation, cellular component: inner dynein arm.
AUGGACGAAGAACAGCCAGCUUCCAAAACCGGCUUGACUUCCAAGAGCAUGAUAAUAAGUCCUUCGGAGCACCAGAGCAUGGUGUCCAAGUCCGCGCUGUUCGAGCACCGCUCGUCCGGGAAAAGGAAGAAGAGGCGGCGCCGCAGGCAAAAGGAGCUGUUCACCAUCCAGGGGGUGGUCAAGGUGGUGUUGAGCGAGCUGGCGCAGAAAAUCAUAGGUUGCGUCGUAGGAGUUGACGUCACCACGGAAAAUCCAUGGACGUACGUCGACAAGGAGCUGGUGCAGGACAAUUUAGAGUUACACGAAGAGAGUUCCGAAUUCCUACCCAUAAAAAAGGAAGUUCUCGCCUUUCCCAGACCAAAAAUACUGAUAGGUUAUGUCCCGGACGAGUCACGUGACUACGACGAGUUCUACAUCUGCGUCACAGAGAAAGCCACGGACGAGGUGACGGCCAUCAUAGAAAAGAUGAGAAAGGAACAGGAGGAGCGACUGAACAAUGCCAUAAACAAAACUGUGAAGCAAUGGGUAACGCAAGGAUGUGAAGGAGAGGUGGAAGAAGCCAUUAUGAAGAACAACAGGCCGUUGAUAGAGGUGGAGGUUGAAACUAGAUACCCCAUCUUUCCCGACAAGGCUCAGUUUAAGUUGGUGCGUGCUCAGCAGAGGCGUGAUGGGUACAUGGAGCUGAGAAGCACCGAAGAAACUUUUACCAACAUCUAUAAAAAGAGGAUAGACGCAAGCGUACAAGUGGCGCCACGCUACAUCUCGACGGAGGCCCAGACCAACUGCACCUACCCCUCAAACUCUGCCACGCAGUACCUCUACGAAGUGGAGGAUACUAAACAACUUUUGGAGCAGUGCAGCAAGAGUAUCAGGGAGUAUACCAAUGAGAACAUGGAGAAUAUCUCCGAUAUCCUAACGGUAAACGGUGUGUUAAAUCUGUAUUCCGACGAUUACACUUCCCUGGCCAUGGACCAGAACGGCACGUGGACUCAAACCGGGGUUGUAGAUGGUAUCAAGGAAUACAUGUCGUUCAUGGACGUGAAGCUAUGCAAAGGCAAGAAAAUAGCCAAUGCUGUGUGGCACCCCAUGUGGACGGGUACGGUAGCCAUCGCCUACUCGGAUCUAGCCUCCAAUGAUUACCUCAACGGGCCCAGCAAUGAAGACGUGGUUUUGAGAGCCGUGCACGGAGUAAACCCUGUUCUGUUGUGGAGUACAUCGGAUGCUUUGAAACCGAAGCUGAUAUUGGAAUCUCCCCGAGAGGUGCACAAAUUGUCGUUCUGCCCCUUCGACGAGAAUAUCCUCAUCGGUGGUUGUAAGGAUGGACAGAUAAUCAUUUGGGACAUACGGAACAAACUGAACAAAGUUGAGGAACUGGAAGUCCUGACCCCUGCACAGCAGAGGUACAGAGCCCAUAUGAAUUCUCUGAUGGAGUGGAUGAAGAACGUUCACGAUUUGGCAUUAGUCAGGCCUACCGCCAUAUCGGAUCCUAGGUAUUCCCACAGGGGUGCAAUCACAGGCAUCACAUGGAUGUCGCCAUUUUACGAGAUCUCGAAAAUCGGCAACCUUAUGGAGAUUCCAGACGAGUGGGAGCAGAUGUCCAUGCAAUUCAUGACUAGCAGUGAAGACGGCACCGUCCUGGUCUGGGACCUAUUGAAAAGACCCAAAAUCGAGGCCGGAGGCUACAAAGUCAAGAAGCUCAAAAGACUGAAGAAAAAACCUAGUGCUUUGAUGAUCGACGUUUCUCCGUACCAGUCGCUCCACCUGAACCUGAGGCCCAUCUACAGGUUGUACCUUCGCAGAUCGGGGGACAAAAACAAGAACAAUAUGGCGAUAUCCAGCUGUUACGCCAAGUUCUGCAAGGUGAGGUACGUCGAACGCCCAUCGACGGGGAAGAAAAACUUAGACGACCGCACGUACUACGUCCCGGUGUUACAUAGAGAGACACGCCAUGAAGUCCUCCCCAGAAUCCACCUGGGCACGAUGGAAGGCGACUACGCCCUUCUGAGGUGGGACGGGCAGGAUUUCGACUCGGGCGAGGUGGUCAACUCCGAGGUGGGAGUACCUUUGAACUUCGGCAAGUACCACGACGGUCCCGUCACGUCCUUGCACACCCCUAGCGCUUACAACGUCUACCUGACGGCGGGCGGUAGGAUCUUUGCGCUUUGGAGGGACGACUUCAAGGACAAGCCGAUCCUUUGGAGGAGAACUAGGUCCAAGAUGACCUCCGCGAAGUUCAAUAUGUUUCAGCCCUACAUGUUCACAAUUCUGCUGAUGAGCGGUCACAUAGAGGAUUGGGUAUUGGCGAACAGCAGCAAGUAUCCAGUGAAAUCCGUCAUGUAUUCUAGUCAGUACAUCACAGCGGCCGCCAUGCACCCUUUGAAGCUGAAGAAGGACAUAUACGGGGCCGGGGAUAAGCAAGGUGCCUUUCGUCUGUUUUUUUUCAACGCUGAGACCAAGGAAACAGUGGCGAGCAAGAUGGCGGCCUUCACCGCCUUCAUCGACAGGGAGGUGGAGCGCAAGAAAAUGUUCGUCGCGUGGCAAGACGACUGGAACAAACGGCACGACGCCGCCGAGAUAUUGCACGAGAAACCACAGGAGAAGUUGCCCCCCAAGGGCCCCCAGCCCGGUAAGAGACGUACGUUUCGGUGGCUAACAAGACUCGUUUUUUUUUUGCGAGUUCCAGGUAAGUUUAUCGAGUGGAUGAUCGAACAGAGGCAGUUGGAGAGAGAGGCUAGGAUCAAGAGCAUGAUCAUCAGCAAGAAGCAGCUCGAUACGAAGGAACUGGAAAAGAGGAGGAAGCCCUUGCAGAAGCUGGAGGAGGAGAAUGAGAUGAAGAAGAGGAAGCAGAAGCAAAGGCUAAAAGAGGGCGACACCAUCUUCCACAACACGGUGGCAGCACUGUUCCCGGAAGUGGUGAAGGAGAAACCACCGCUUCCGCCCGAUCCUUACGCCGUCGUGGAUUCGGACCUGGACAAACAGCUCUGUUACGAGGAGUACCAGAGUUUAUGUGUGGAAGCUGAGGAGUUCGUGGAUGCCAACCCCUACGACUACGAGUUCGACUGGAGAGAAGUGCAGGAAGGUGGUAAAUUGAGGCGGCACCUACUCGACGAAAAUGGCACCCGUAGGAGCUACCACGACCUGAGGAAAAUGCGAAGGAAAGGCACUAAGAAGAGUGUUGCGCCUUCGGCCUUCAGCGAAGCGUUUGAGACCUCUAUGGAAGAAGGAAAUGUAACUGCCCCAAAUGCAUCAUGA